This is a messenger RNA of Hemibagrus wyckioides, 4247 nucleotides long. RefSeq names its product peroxisomal biogenesis factor 5-like b (gene pex5lb). The record is from RefSeq and is a predicted model, not a curated record. Gene Ontology annotation, biological process: protein import into peroxisome matrix, docking. Gene Ontology annotation, molecular function: protein binding. NCBI's taxonomy places the organism in Eukaryota, Metazoa, Chordata, Actinopteri, Siluriformes, Bagridae. Gene Ontology annotation, cellular component: cytosol; peroxisomal membrane. The coding region runs from base 863 to 2665 and encodes 600 amino acids. The transcript is spliced from 14 exons.
UACAAUGUGCAAAAAUAAGAGAGGUGCAGACGAAGAGGUUUCUUGUAAACAUACACACAUCUGUAGUUGGGGUCAGUUAGAAGUGUGUGCAAAAACAGCAGCAGCUGAGUAAAAAACUGCAUGUAAACAGUUAGAAUAUGGGUGGUGCUGUUUGUGCGGGUUUUGGAACGCAGAUCUGGCAACCCUGUCCAGGAUACUGAAGAUGAAUGACUGAGCUGUCGUUAGUCCAUUUCUCUUUUAUUCCAAUGUAGGUCCAUAUUUACAGUUUCCACAUCGGAAACGUUUAUAUCGUUUAAAAAAAAGUGCGUGUUUAAUCAACGUAGAGACAGUCAGACUGUCAAUUAAGGUCCCGAGAUAUUCCCCGUGCCAUCCUAUUGUGCAGGAGUUGUGUAUUAUGAGUCCACCACAUCCGUACGUGAGCGUUAGUGUGAUUCUACAGCACCUCGUGAAUUAUGGAACAGCGCAGUCCCGUGCUUGAAAGUGCGCCGGCAUCAUUUGUGAGGCACGAGGCGGUUCCUGAGGAGGACCAAUUGAAAAUACCGAGCAAAGGGAGGAGGAAGAGUCCGAAGUGGGAGGGCGGUGUGAGUUGGGACAUGUCCUGCAGCGCUGUCAACGCGUCUUGUGCUCUUUAAAGCAUGAGAACGAGACGCGGGUCGUGAGUUUCACUGAUCCGACAUCCUCCGUGGCGUCCGUGCAUGCACGCGCAGUCGGGACCUGACUCUUCAAGAGCCGCAUCUCCAUCAGCUUUUUUCCCCUUCUUCUUCUCCUUCUUCUUUUUCACCUCCAUCCCUACACUGAGACUGGGCGAUAAAAGUGUCAGAGCUGCGGACUUUCCAGCUCUUGUCCAUCUGCGGAAGUGAAGAUGUAUCAGGGCCACUCUCAGGGGAAAGACUCGAGGGUGGUUGGCAUGAUGCUGAAGGAGUUCCCACGUAAGGCCUCCUCAGAUGGAAACCCCCUCCUCACCGUCACAACCAAGCUGGGUAGUGAGCACCAAGAGAGCCGGCCGUUGCUGAGUCCCUCCAUCGACGACUUCCAGAGCGAGAGCAAGAGUGAUGGAGCCACACGACCGGUCACCUCUAACACAGCAGUCAUCUCCACGGCACUGGAUCUGGUGGACCUGAGCGAGCCGUGUGAGAGGAGGUGGAGCUGGGACCGUCGCAGCCCUCGCGGCUCUUUCAAGAACAGCCUCCGCAGGAAGAAGACGGAUGAGACGGAGCUGAUCCAGGUGGAGGCCGAGCAGCUCUCGCCUGGACACCUGAACCCUGAGAGAGCCUCGCUGGACUCAAGUAAAUUGAGCAGCUCACCCCGGGACAGAUGGGACGAAGUGAGCCUUCACCCAGACAGCGCCUGGGACAGAGGGAGGAAGUGGAGGUACGAGAGAAAGAGGUGCACCUCACAUCACUCCUCCAGCGAGCUGCUCUGGUCUGCUGACUUCAAAAGCAACCUCUCGAACAAACACACUCUGGAGCUGAGCAUGAGCAUGGAGUCUGACCCCGGGCCUACGCCACAGCGGCCCAAGCUGAGACUGGGAAGCUCUCUGUUCGGCAGGCAGCACUCUCUGGAGGAGGAGUUUGUACGAGCCAAAGCUGCUGUGGAGUCAGACACUGAGUUCUGGGAUAAGAUGCAGGCCGAGUUGGAGGAACUCGCGCGAAGAAACUGGCUGGAGGAUUUGGAGAGCAAAGGCAAGACUCCACCCAGCGUUUCGCCCAAUGAGACGGGUUAUUUUUUCCACAUGAACAACCCAUAUAAAGACUGGCCCAAUGCGUUCGAAGAAGGACUGCAGAAAUCCAGAGAGGGCGACCUGAACAGUGCCGUCCAGCUGCUGGAGGCGGCCAUCUUACAGGACCCUCAAGACUCCGAGGCGUGGCAGGUGCUGGGCACCACACAGGCGGAGAACGAGAAUGAGCAGGCCGCCAUCGUCUGCCUUCAGAGGUGUCUGGAGCUUCACCCGAAUAACCUGAGUGCUCUCAUGGCGCUGGCGGUGAGUUUGACCAACGCUGGACGGCAGCAGGAGGCAUGUGAGGCUCUGCACCGCUGGAUCACUCACAACCCCACCUACACACACCUCCUACAGGAGCGCAGUGCUCUGGACGGCUCACCACUGCCCCAACGCAGGGGCUCCAGCAUCUCGCCUACCCCCACUUUCGGAUGCUCUCAGCUGGUGGAGGUGUUGGAGCUUUAUCAGGAAGCCGUACAGCAGAACCCAGGCUGUGUGGACCCUGACCUGCAGACGGGACUCGGUGUGCUCUUUAACCUCAGCUCAGAGUUUGAUAAGGCUGUGGACGCCUUUAAUGCAGCUCUGUCUGUACGGCCUGAGGACUAUCUGCUGUGGAACCGGCUGGGGGCAACUCUGGCUAACGGAGACCGCAGCGAGGAAGCUGUUGAGGCCUACACUCGAGCUCUGGAGCUGCAGCCAGGCUUCAUCCGCUCCAGAUACAACCUCGGGAUCAGCUGCAUCAACCUGGGAGCACACAGGGAAGCGGUGAGUAAUUUCCUGACGGCUCUGAACCAGCAGAGGAAAAGCAGGAGUCACCAGGUGAUGUCCAGCAGCAUCUGGGGGGCUCUCCGCAUCGCUCUGUCGCUCAUGGACCUUCCCGAGCUUUUCCACGCUGCCAGCGUCGGCGAUCUCGACCUCCUCAUGCAGGCUUUCAAUAUAGACAUGUAAUCCUGAACGCCUAUCCACAGAUGUUCGCUAAAAAAGUGAUGAGCGCAGCAAGAGCGCCAGGCUCUGGAAGAAAAAUUUGAGGAAAGCUGUUCGACACACACCUGCUGUGAUUUAUUUAUUUGUAUUUCUGCUGGUGUGGCUGCUACUGAUUUGCAAUUUCACAGAAGAAGGGUGUGGAUUGUAUGUGUAUAAGGGGAUUUGAGAGAUGCUAAAGUGUGUGUGUAUGUUUGAGAGAAAGAGAAAGAGAGAGAGAGAGAGAGACAGAAAGAGAAUACAAGCACAUUUCUGAGAAGACUAUUUCCUAAUAUAGUCUUAUAUUCCUACUGCAUUGUAAAAAUCUUAACGCUGUUUGUAUCCUUGUAUAAGAACCGAAUUAUAGCACAGCGAAAAACACAGUAACGUUUAGCACACGACCUUUAAUAACCUCACAUCCAUCCCAAUCAUACACCAUGAUCUAUAUUUUCAUUUCUUAUGAAGUCCGGCGCCAUUGAAACAUUUGUUUCUUCAGCUGCGUUCGAUAUGCCAGGUUGUAUUUCCCAAAGAGAGCUAAACAGGAUUAAUCCGGGUUGCCAGAUUUUAGAAAAUUUUCCAUUUCAGAUGCGAAGUAUUUACUCCCUUUAAAUUUAUAAUUUUGUAGCUAUUUGGUGAUGAAUCCACACAAAACAGUCCAUAAUAUUGGAAGAAAAUCACUAAUUUCAGUCUCUUCAGGGGGUGAAUACUUAUGCUAGGUACUGGAUAAUCAUGAUUAAUAUUCAGAAUGUAUAUACAGGUUUGUAUACCUAGAAUUCUGUUAUAUGGGAAAUGCAAAUUAAGGGGUAAGAAAGUUUUGCACGCAAUUGUGUGGAAUAUUUUAGCUGACACUGUUUAAGGCAUGCUAAACCGCUAGCUACAAGCGUGCUCUGCUCGUUAGCUACAUUAGCCGUGUCGCUCCAGUGUAUAUCUACAGAAAGCAGAGCCGCAGUUCUGCUUCUCGGCCUCACAAUGGCACUGUUGCCGCACCAAGUCACCCCAAUGACCCCAGGGUGAUGAGUGACAUUAAGUGCGUCUCUCCUCGGGACACAGCAGUCCCUCUGAGGCAUGUCAUGUGCCCAGGUGUGCCAGCAGGAUGUGCUGCCCCGAGCCAUCUGUGUUCCAGCGCUCCCCUUUGACUGCGCAGAGCUCGGGGACUCCGCAGGGCGCCGACUUCAAACGCCGUGCAUGAAAGGUCACGGCAAAAAUAAAAAAAAAGAAAGAAACUACAGCAUCAUGUUGAAAGUGGGGAAAUGUCUGAAAGCGCAAUAGCACAAAAGGCCAAGCUGAUACUAAACCUGUUCCCAGAUACAUACAGGUGACAAAAACCAGCAGCAUCACCUGCAGCGGAUGGGUUUUCAAAGGUCAAAGGUCAUUUGCAAACUAUUUUAGGGUCAGAUGUAAUAAGAUCCUAUGAUUAUAUAUUAUAUCUUAUAAUAGUAAAGCAUAAGUUGUCAAGCAGGGGUUAUGAGAACGGUUAUACGCUUCCCCUUCUCCAUAUGCAUGUGACUUCACGUGGAACAAAAUCCCAUUAAAAAUUAAGAUGUGAAAUGAAUCAGGUGAGAAAAGCACA